AUGUCGGUCAAGGCGUCCGGGAGCAUGAUGACGAGCGGGAGCCACGAGACGGCCGUGCAGCUCGACGCGCUCCACAAGGCCCAGAUCUACUACACGAAGAAGAUCGAGAACGAGCGGCUGCGGCUCCACCAGGUCGAGAAGAAGCUCGACCGCAUGCGCAAGACGAUCCUCGAGUUCAAGAAGCAGGUCGGCGGCGAGUGGAAGCGCCGCGAGGUGUCGAUCCGGACGCAGCGCGAGAGCGUGCGCCUCGAGUCCGCGCUGCAGACGGUCAAGGAGAAGCACGACCGGCUCCAGCACAAGAUCAAGACGUUGGCCGUGGAGAUCAACAACAAGCGGCGCGAGAAGAUCCAGCACGAGCGCGUCACGGCCAAGGCGGAGAAGUCGCUCGCGCGGCGGCGGCAGCAAUUGGCGAACCUGAACCGCGCGUUGCAGGAGACGGAGGAGGAGCGCGAGCAGGCCGGCCGCCAGUGCGAGGCGCUCAAGGGCGAGAUCAUCGACGAGAUGGAGCAGUUCAACGACCGCGUGUCGUCGACGCACAACUCCAUCGUCGCCGCGACGGGCCAAUGCGGCCUGAGCUCCGCGGCGUCCGCGGGCGCCGCGCCGUCGUCCAAGGGCGGCGCCAAGGGCGGCGGAUCCGGCGGCGGCAAGGACCGCGCCUUCCUCACGCAGGAGCGGUCGAAGCAGCCCGAGGUCGACCUCCAGCAGGAGGUGAACAAGGCCUACUGGGUCGUCGCGAAGACGCGCAUGGAUUUGACGAAGCAGAUCGAGCGCAAGGAGGAGCUCCACAGCGCCUUCGACAAGAUCUGCUCCGAGACGAAGACCCACGUCGACCCGUCCGCGGACCCGGCGCUCAAGGGCAAGCACCCGCUCGAGGGCCUCGUGCCGCUCCUGUUGAAGAGCGAGGAGGAGAACUAUUUGGUGUUCCGGACGAUCAACGAGCUCAACCAGGAGCUCGAGACGCUGGAGCUGGAGAAGGUGAGCCUCGAGGACGACAUGGAGCAGCGCGCCCUCGCCAACGAGGACCGGCUCCACCAGGAGGAGAACAUGAAGAAGGAGCUCGGCGCGCAGCUCGCAACGUCCGAGGCGACGGAGAAGACGCACGAGGACCAGCACCGGGCCAACGAGCAGUCCCUCAUCUCGGCGUCGGAGGCCGUGACGACGAUCUUCCACAAGCUUGGCUGCGGCGAGAUCCCCAGCGGCGAGGCUUUGGUCGCGACGGGGCUCACGGAGCGGAACGUCGAGCAGUUCCUGGGCCUCAUCGAGGACCAGCUCGUCGAGGUGCUCCAGCUCGACGCCCACCUGACGGCGUCGCGGGGCAACGAGGACCCGACGCGGCCGAAGACGCCCAAGUUCAACCGCGACGGCAAGCGCAUGCCCGCGAUGACGCUCCCCGACCUGCUCCACCAGCCGCAGCUCGACGCGUCGCUGUCCGCGCCCUUCGACGACGCGACGGACGAGUCGCCCGACGACGCGGCCUUCGCCGCGCCCAUCGACCCGUCCAAGCUCCUCAACAGCCUCAAGUCCGGCGCGGUCGACGACGGCAAGGGCCGCAACGACACGGCCAAGGGCCACGUCUUCAACUCGCGGAUCGUCUCCCUGCGCCCCAAGUCCCAGGUCGUCGCCGUCGGGCCCCAGCGCUAG
This is a messenger RNA of Aureococcus anophagefferens, 1641 nucleotides long. RefSeq lists its product as hypothetical. The transcript has a single exon. Bases 1 to 1641 code for a protein of 546 amino acids. The record is from RefSeq and is a predicted model, not a curated record. NCBI's taxonomy places the organism in Eukaryota, Pelagophyceae, Pelagomonadales, Pelagomonadaceae.